Messenger RNA from Notolabrus celidotus (New Zealand spotty), 634 nucleotides. RefSeq names its product translation initiation factor IF-2-like. The transcript has 4 exons. NCBI's taxonomy places the organism in Eukaryota, Metazoa, Chordata, Actinopteri, Labriformes, Labridae. The record is from RefSeq and is a predicted model, not a curated record. The coding region runs from base 50 to 451 and encodes 133 amino acids.
UCCCCACAACUCCCCCCAACCCCAUGAACAAGAAGGUGGAGGCUCUGCUAUGAAUCAGUGUGAGGACGGAGAGGAGGGAGCCCCUCCCUCUAAAAGCACUCUGUGUGAGGAACAUGAAGCUCAGAGACCUGGACCUGGACCUGGACCUGGACCUGGACCUGGACCUGGACCUGGACCUGGACCUGAAUCUGGACCUGGACCUGGACCUGGACCCAGCUGUGUGUCCUUCAAGAGUGAUCGGUCUAAGCGUGGAUUCAUUAACUUCAAAGAUGGCCGUCAGUCUGCUGAUAAAAGGGUCCCACUUCAGAGACCAGACUCUACUGGAUCUGGACUCAGCUGUGUGACCUUAAAGAGUGACUGGUCUAUGGACAGACGUAAUGACUUCAAAUCUGGAGCGAUGAGUGCUGAUGAGCGGAUCAACAGCAGUAAACAGGAUUGGAGGCAGAGAUAACUGUACUCAGCAUGUAGUAUCUUCAUGUGUGUCCUGUGUUUGUAGGAGGAUCCAGCAGUGUUUCUACCAGGAUCCACUACAUAGAAUCUAUCACACCAACACUGUGUGUCAUUAUAUUAUAUACACUACAUGAUGUUCUAUUUGUUCCACAGAGUUCAGAGAUCAGAGGCUCCCAUUGGUCAG